Arabidopsis arenosa is the source of this 791-nucleotide messenger RNA. The record is from the annotation of a GenBank genome assembly. Lineage: Eukaryota; Viridiplantae; Streptophyta; Magnoliopsida; Brassicales; Brassicaceae.
CACACUAAAAGCUUGCAAAAACCAUAAGCUUAUCUACUUACUUAUCUCUCUCACAAAUCAUUUUUUUCAAACUUCUCUCUCUCUUAAACCAUGCCUGAGGCACCAAAGAAGGUAUCUUUAGAGGUUUUUGAUCUGACGCUUGACCAAAAAAACAAGCAAAAGCUUCAGUUGAUCGAAGAACUGACCUCUAACGCCGACCAAGUCCAGAGACGUGUCUUGGAGGAGAUCUUGUCCCGCAAUGCUGACGUGGAGUAUCUCCGGCGACACGACCUCAACGGUCGCACUGACCGUGAGACUUUCAAAAACGUCAUGCCGGUUAUCACCUACGAAGAUAUUCAGCCUGAGAUCAACAGGAUCGCUAAUGGUGAUAAAUCACCUAUCCUCUCUUCAAAACCCAUCUCUGAGUUUCUCACAAGCUCUGGAACAUCUGGUGGGGAGAGGAAGCUAAUGCCAACAAUCGAAGAGGAACUCGACAGAAGAUCUCUUCUCUACAGUCUCUUAAUGCCUGUGAUGAGCCAGUUCGUUCCUGGUCUCGAAAACGGCAAAGGAAUGUAUUUCUUGUUCAUCAAGUCCGAAUCCAAGACACCAGGAGGCCUCCCUGCACGAAUACGAGCUUGUUGUCACCACUUACGCUGGGCUUUGCAGAUACAGAGUUGGUGAUUUAUUGAGAGUGCAUUCUCAUGUAUCAUUAUUUUAUAUGAAUAGUUGUAAUCUUAUAAGAACUAGCUUUGAUCUCGUGGAUAGAUUUUGGAAACUUGGCAACUACUACUCAAUAAUUGGUUGGUUAUGUG